This is a messenger RNA of Periophthalmus magnuspinnatus, 2257 nucleotides long. Its product is annotated as cocaine esterase-like. Bases 114 to 1793 code for a protein of 559 amino acids. Lineage: Eukaryota; Metazoa; Chordata; Actinopteri; Gobiiformes; Gobiidae. The transcript is spliced from 13 exons. The record is from RefSeq and is a predicted model, not a curated record.
ACAGAAGCAGAAGGACUGAACCCCUCCCACCUUUCCCAUUGCAAAAAAGAGGAGUUUAAAAAGAGGAGACGUUCAGUCACAGCUUUCUUGGUUCACUCUCUCGCAGUGGCACCAUGACGCUCUGUACGUUUUUCACACUAACUUUCAUUUUGGGACUUUCUUUACAUGCUCAAGGUGACAGCACAGAUCAGCCUGCUCCUGUUGUUCAUACGUCUCUGGGAAGCUUGAAAGGCACAUAUGUGACAGUGAAAGGCAAAGAGACUGGAACACAUGCCUUUUUAGGAGUCCCGUUUGCUAAGCCGCCUGUGGGCCCAGCUCUUAGACUUGCUCCACCUCAGCCUGUAGAAAAAUGGAGUGGAGUGAAAGAUGCAACUGAACAACCUCCCAUGUGUAUUCAAAGUAAAGCAUUCUUGGAACAACUUUACUCUAAAGUAGGAGUAACAAUAGAACUCCCAGACAUUUCAGAGGACUGCCUUUACCUCAACGUUUACAUUCCUGCAAACAGAGCUCCUGAAACCAAGCUCCCUGUUAUGUUUUGGAUCCAUGGUGGAGGGUUUGUUUCGGGUGCAGCUUCUUCAUAUGAUGGUUCUGCGUUGGCUGCGUAUGAAGAUGUGGUGGUGGUGAUGAUACAGUAUCGCUUAGGACUUCUGGGAUUUCUCAGUACUGGAGAGAAAGACAUGGCUGGAAACUUUGGUCUUUUGGAUCAGGUGGAGGCUCUGAAGUGGGUGCAGCAGCACAUCCACAAUUUUGGUGGGAACCCAGAUCAAGUCACUAUAUUUGGGGAGUCUGCUGGAGGAAUGAGCGUGUCUUUUCUGUUCCUUUCACCUUUGACAAAUGGACUGUUCCAUGGUGGAAUUGCAGAGAGUGGCACAGCUGCACUCUAUGAUAUGUUGCAAAUGGACCCCCUUAUCACUGCAACGAUGGCAGCAAACAUGUCUGGCUGCAGCCUUGAAAGUCCUGAAAUUAUUGGUAACUGCAUGAAAAAUGUUGAUCUACAAAAACUAGUGCCACUCACAGAGGUACCAGAACUGAGAUAUCCAAUAACUCUGGAUGGACUUUUCUUGACCAAACCUGUAGAUGAACUGUUCCGUAACCAUGAGCUACUAAAAAUUCCUUUUAUGACCGGUGUAACAAGCGACGAAGGUGGCUGGAUACUCCCCAGUUUUAUGGCGCCUAAGAACUGGACAGAGGGAAUGACUCGGGAUGAAAUUAAAGGCAUACUGUCCAUCUUCUACCCUUCUGAACCCAAAGAUGUAGCUCUGAACUUGAUCAUAGAUGAAUACACAGGAAAAAGCGAGGAUCCCAAAAUACUCCGGAAGGCCUUCACUGAUAUUCUUGGGGAUUUUAUUUUCAUCAUUCCUGCACUGAAAACUAUAAACGCUCAUACAGAGGCUGGAGCUCCUGUGUAUGUUUAUGAAUAUAACUUUGUCCCUCGGAGACUGAAGAAAAUUAGGCCAGAUUUUGUCGGAGCAGACCACGGAGACGAUCUCUUUACUGUGUUUGGAUUCUGCUUUGCAACUGCUCAUAUCAGAAUAACAGAAGAGUGCUCAAAAGAGGAGGAAGACAUCAGCCAAACUGUCAUGAAAUACUGGGGAAACUUUGCUCGCACUGGGUCUCCAAACGGGGAUGGCCUGGUGCACUGGCCACAGUAUGGACAAGAGGAGAACUACCUGUUUAUUGAGGCAGAGCAGGUGGUCCGUCAGCAGCUGAGGAAGGAGAGAUUUGUGUUCUUGACUCAGACUCUUCCAAAGAUGUUGGAUGAGCUCAAGAAGGAAGAGCACAUGGAGUUAUAGAGCAACUGGACACAUGCAGAAAAAAUAAUUUUAAAUAACUAAACACAUAAAUCACUGAACUUAAGAGUUGGCAAACCAAACUAUUAUGGAAGGCUGACCUAAACUUUGUGCACUUCCAAACACUCAAUACUGUGACUUAGAUAUAAAUAAGUACGAAUAUAAAGUUCAUAUUUUUGUUAAUCUUCUAGGUGCUGUUUUCUGUGUCAAAGUUUGAAGUAUUACUUUGUUUAGAACAGUAGUUUGCUUUGUCAAAUCUCUCACCUGCUUCUCAAGGGAUUUCAUUUUGUGUGAAUAUUUGUUUUUUCACAUUGACUUCUUUACAUAUGUUGUUUCUUCUUCUGACCUGGUGGAGGCGCAUUUGUGCAGUUAAACGACACCUAAAUACCAAGAUGUUGCCACAAUUGGAGCAAAACUUGAGAACUGCACUGUAACUUUAGUAUUGACAAGCUAUACAAUAAAAGAAA